Molecule: messenger RNA, 1035 nt
Organism: Triticum turgidum subsp. durum (durum wheat)
Lineage: Eukaryota; Viridiplantae; Streptophyta; Magnoliopsida; Poales; Poaceae
Source: the annotation of a GenBank genome assembly
AUGGAGAAGAAAGAAGCAGCCAUGGCCCAAGCCAUUGUCCAAAGCUUAUGCACGAAGCUCAGAUCCACCAUCGCCGUUGGAGACAAGGCCACCGGCGAUUUGCAGGAAAUAAUGGAGAUGCUGGAGGCCAUACAUCCGCUGCUGGAGGACGCAGAGAGGCGGUGUCUUUGUUUUAAGGAUGAUGUCCCCAAAGAGGGAUCGAAGGAAAUAAUGGGGACACCGGAAGCCAUACAGCCGCUGCUAGAAGAUGCCCCCCAGCAAAUGGAGGGGAAGAAGGUGCGGGACUGGCUGAGGCGGGUCGUUAAGGCCGCCUAUGAUAUCUUGGACGUGUUGCAAGACACCAUGACACCGUCUGCGCGUAAGUUGACGAAGAUGAUACCGCGUGCCAAUGCCCCUGAGAAGAAGAAUCUCAUGGCUGGUAAGAUGGAGAAGAUAAAAGAAGAAGUCUGCAAGCUACGAGUCGACAUGGAUGAAUUCAAUCUUAUGUCAUCUGAUUCCGAUGCAACCAUCGAGCCACAAGUUAUUGAUGUAAAAGAGUUUGAAGAACCAACGAUUGUAGGAAGGGAUAAAGAAAUGCAGAUGAUAAUGGAAAGUAUAUUUAUGAAAAAAGGGCACCACAUCAUAGUUCAAAUUGGUUGGCGUGAGGAUGGCAGCGGCAAGACAACAUUAGCGCAAAUGGUUUUCAGCCAUAGCCGAUUCAAAGACUACUCCCGAGUGUGGUUCCAAUGCUCAGGGAAUUUUCCCUUGCAGGAGAUGGGGAAGGCCAUAAUUUCUCAGGUAUCAGGGGAAGAGAUCAGCGGUGAUUCAAAUGACAACAUCGAGUAUGUAAGGAAGCGCCUUCAUCAGCUAUUUGAUAAUGGUAUUAAGGUACUUGUUGUUUUAGAUAACACACAGCUAUCAUCGGAUGAUAGCGAAAAGUUGGGAGGUAUGCUAAGGGAAUGGGACAAUCAUAGUGAGGUAAUCUUGAUAGCAACAGGCGAAAAUAUCUAUAUUCGGAUAUAUGAAACAAACAUAGAUAAUGUAUGUGCCUUUUAG